GAGAGAGCGGUGCCGCGCUCCGCGGGCGCCACCGCGCCUUCACCCGUUUCCGCGGCGCGCCAGCAGGGGCACCCCCGCCACCCCGGGCGCGAACGAGCCCACCACCCACCACGCCGGCCUUUAAAGCGGCGGAGGAGACGCGCGGAGGCGACCGGCGUAUAGAAGCAAAAAACCGUUAGGCACGACCGGCGCCGGGAGAGGGGGUGGAAGUGGAAGCUUCCCUCGCCGAAGCCCCCCCUCCUCCGCCAACGCACCACGCGCGGGUGCGGCGCCGCGCCGAUGGGGACGGAGGUGUUCCGCCCGCACGACUGCCUCGCCCGCGCCAGGCGGCCGCGGCCGCUGCGCCCCGGACCGGCCGGGAGGAGGGCGGCGGCGGCGGCGCGCGGCGGCGACGCGCGGGGCCCCUCCGCUUCCGCGGCGGCGGCGACGGCGACGGCGCCGAGGCAGGUCCGGACCAAGGUGGCGGAGGCGUACGCGGGCCCGGCGUUCGGCGCCAUGUCGCCGUCGCCGCGGGCGCUGCCGCUGCCGCGGUUCCCCGCCAGGACGGCCGCCGACGCGGCGCCGGGCGUGGACGACGCCGCCACGCGGGAGCUUCGGCGGCUGCUGGGGCUCCACUGACGUAAGACCAGGCGAGUUUGUAAAGAGGGUAAAGGAGGAGGUAGCCAUGGCUGUCCUGCAUGAGCCCAGCAACACGUACGCGCGAGAUUUCAGACGCGUGGUGUCUCGUCCAUUGAUCCGCUCCAGUUCGCGGCGCGGCCCCUGUUUCUCCGGCGGUGGUGCCCGGCCGUGCCGGGGCGCGCCGGCUUCGAAAGUGCCCUCCCUUGCCUGAUGUUUUUUUUGUGAAAGGGCAAAGGGAGGCGAGGAGCGGUGGCUCGGUCGUCAGAGACACAAAGGGAGGGAGCUAAACGUGCUACAGCCAUCUUUUACAGGGGAGAGAUGCCAUUUUCAUGUCAUGUGGUUGAUUUAAUCUGAUUAUAUUAAAGGAAAAUCUUUAGACAUCC
Messenger RNA from Panicum virgatum (switchgrass), 1001 nucleotides. Its product is annotated as translation initiation factor IF-2-like. The coding region runs from base 280 to 618 and encodes 112 amino acids. NCBI's taxonomy places the organism in Eukaryota, Viridiplantae, Streptophyta, Magnoliopsida, Poales, Poaceae. The transcript has a single exon. The record is from RefSeq and is a predicted model, not a curated record.